Oncorhynchus mykiss (rainbow trout) is the source of this 1738-nucleotide messenger RNA. RefSeq lists its product as uncharacterized. NCBI's taxonomy places the organism in Eukaryota, Metazoa, Chordata, Actinopteri, Salmoniformes, Salmonidae. Gene Ontology annotation, cellular component: nucleus. Gene Ontology annotation, molecular function: RNA polymerase II cis-regulatory region sequence-specific DNA binding; DNA-binding transcription factor activity, RNA polymerase II-specific. The record is from RefSeq and is a predicted model, not a curated record. Gene Ontology annotation, biological process: regulation of transcription by RNA polymerase II.
AAUAUGAUCCUCAACUGCGUUUCCCCUCCAGUCAGCAGACGGCGAUGUGCGUCUUUCAGGCGACGCUGCCAGCGUGACGUAUAAUCUAGUGGACGGUUCUUCAGAAACAGCUCGUCAACCACCGCGGUAGCUUUCUAGCCAGCAUAGCCGAAAGAUUCAAGCUAUUUAUACGCUUUCGGUGUAUAUUAGCUACUGUGUUUUAGACACACUUCUGUCGUAUCUACUUGUUAACCUAUUCAAUUUGAUAUUACGUUAUUUUUUUAUUAGUCAGCUAUAGUAGCUGGCUGGUUAAGUUAGCACUAGCCUAGUUGCUAAUGAUAGCUAGCUAACAUCCCCGACCAUGAGCUCCCUAAAAUUCUCCCCUCCUGUUAAAGAAGAGGGGGUCUGCUGGACGGAGAAAGAAGCUCUGGGGCUGAACAUUGUCGUGAAAGAGGAGAAGGAAGAAGAGGAUGUCACAGUAAAAAAAGAAGAGAAAUACGUUUCAGUUAAAGAAGAGGAAGACGCUUUCAGAGUGGAAGAAGAGGAUGCAGUUUUUGGAGUGAAGAAGGAAGGGGAGAUUACUGUCACAUUGAAAGACGAAGAGGUGGAGAUAGGAGAUCUGAUUGACACCAGAGAGAGACGUGACUAUCGUGGAUCCUCUGGAGAGCCUCAACAUCAUGAUGCUAACGAGGCAGAGAAGGGUCUCUCCACUUCAGAACACCUCAAGAAACGCCAGCAGAGACCCACAGAUAGGAAAUCUCACUGCUGCUCUGACUGUGGGAAACGUUGCAAAUCUUCAUCAGAACUUAAAAUACACCAGCAUGUACACACAGGAGAGAAAUCGCACCACUGUUUUGAUUGUGGGAAGAGUUACUUAAGAUCAGAAUCACUAAAAGUACACCUGAGAAUUCACACUGGAGAGAAACCUUAUAGCUGCGAUCAAUGUGGGAAGAGUUUUACUCAGUCAAGCUGCCUGAAAACUCACCAGAGAAUUCACACUGGAGAGAAACCUUAUAGCUGUGAUCAAUGUGGGAAGAGUUUUACUCAGUCAAGCUGCCUGAAAACUCACCAGAGAAUUCACACUGGAGAGAAACCUUAUAGCUGUGAUCAAUGUGGGAAGAGUUUUACUCACUCAAGCUGUCUUAUAGUACAUCUGAGAGCACACACAGGCGAGAAACCUUACCACUGCUCUGACUGCGGAAAGAGUUUUGUUAGUUCAACAGAUUUAAAAUCCCACCUGAAAAUACACACAGUAGACAAACCUUAUAACUGUACUCAAUGUGGGAAGAGUUUUAAUCACUCAAGCUGGCUGAUAGUACAUCUGAGAGCACACACAGGAGUGAAACCUUAUAGCUGUAAUCAAUGUGGGAAGAGUUUUGUUACAUCUAGCCAUCUGACUCUACACCAGAGAACACACACAGGAGAGAAAUCUUAUAGCUGUAGUCAAUGUGGGAAGAGUUUUAUUCAGUCAAGCAGCCUGAUAUCACACCAGAGAACACACACAGGUGAGAAACCUUAUAGCUGUAAUCAAUGUGGGAAGAGUUUUACUCAGUCAAGCAGCCUAGUAUCACACCAGAGAACACACACAGGAGAGAAACCUUAUAGCUGUAAUCAAUGUGGGAAGAGUUUUACUCAGUCAAGCAGCCUGGUAUCACACCAGAGAACACACACAGGAGAGAAACUUCAUAGCUGUGAUCAAUGUGACAAGAGAUACUCUGAUAAAAGAUCUCUGAUCAAACAUCAGAAAAUACAUACAUGA